Molecule: messenger RNA, 877 nt
Organism: Drosophila willistoni
Lineage: Eukaryota; Metazoa; Arthropoda; Insecta; Diptera; Drosophilidae
Product: trypsin alpha-3
Exons: 1
Coding region: 10-843 (277 amino acids)
Biological process (GO): proteolysis
Molecular function (GO): serine-type endopeptidase activity
Source: RefSeq, a predicted model, not a curated record
UUCGGUAAAAUGGUUUUGCUUGCCUCCAUUAGCUUGGGUCUUCUUUUGAGUUUGUGCUCCUUGGCGAUUGCUUAUCCCUAUGAUGGGCGUAUAGUGGGCGGAGAAGUGGUCAGUUCUGUGGAGGAUUUUCCCUAUCAGGUGUCGGUGCAAUUAAAUGGUCAACAUAUUUGCGGUGGAGCCAUUAUUGGUGAUCAUUUCGUAUUGACAGCUGCCCAUUGCUUUGAGGAGCCCUGGACCGAAAUCGAUUACAGUGUGCGUUUGGGCACCUUGGAGCAUGCUCAUGGCGGACAAUUGUUGAGCCUCAAGCGCAUCAUACGCCAUGGUGGCUACAAUUCACAAACCCAUGACAAUGAUCUGGCCCUGUUGCUACUCAAUGCCAAGCUCAAUUACACCGAAGAGCUGCAGGCUUUGCCAUUGGGCGAUGAAUUGACCAUUGACACACGUCUCAUGGUCAGCGGCUGGGGCUUUCAGAGCGAGGAGGGUGAAGAAGGUGUCUCACCUGUGCUCCGCUAUGUGGAUGUCGACCAUGUGGCCAUGGAAGAGUGUCGCUUGGCCUAUAGGCAAGUCUUGCCCAUCACUCGUCACAUGAUUUGUGCUGCCCGCGAGGGUCAUGACAGCUGCCAGGGGGAUUCGGGUGGUCCGCUUGUCGGUUAUCAGCCAGGCCAACGGCAAGGUAAACUCUUUGGCAUUGUUAGCUGGGGUCUGGGCUGUGCCAAUCCUCAAUAUCCUGGUGUCUAUGCGAAUGUGACUGCCUUUCGGAACUGGAUUGACGCCCAGGUGGGAGCCUGGGGCUGGCAGCAACUAUUAGGUGGUUGGAGUGGCAUUCAAAGAACUGAACAUUAGUCAAAAAACAAAAAUAAAUAAAUUAAGAUGAGAA